AUGAGUACCAACCGCUCAUUAACGGCGAGUGCUUUUAUUCAUAGCCAUGUUCCACCGACAGAUUUCGAAGUGUUCUAUAAUUACAGCGAUCCCAUUCUUGGUAGAACAACAGAAUCUAAUAGUCUUGUACCUGAGUGGACUAACAGUCGGAAUAAUAUUGAAUUCGUCAAUGAUAAACUAACGACGAGAUGGAAUGAUGAUAAUAUACAAGAAUAUUCGACAAUAUUAAAUGUACCAAAUAUGUCGAAUCGUUCCGAACUGAAUUUGCAAAAUCAUCUUUCAUCAAGAUCCGAGAUCGAAAUUAAUGUAGAAGGGGAGAGAAAUAAAAAUUCAUUUUAUACUAAACCGCACGGAAUUUCAGUUAGUUUUAGUAUACCUCGUAAAGAGAGAACCGCAUUUACUAAAGAACAAAUCAGGGAGCUGGAAGCCGAAUUUGUACAUUCAAAUUAUUUAACACGGCUUAGAAGAUAUGAAAUAGCGGUUGCCUUAGAUUUAACAGAACGACAGGUUAAAGUAUGGUUUCAAAACCGGCGUAUGAAAUGGAAGCGGCUUAAACUGGAGUCCCAAAAUUCUGAUGUAUUCCCAAAAAUAAAUAGCCAACUGAUUAUAUAG
Messenger RNA from Bactrocera tryoni, 612 nucleotides. It is a transcript of the gene btn, whose product is annotated as homeobox protein Hox-A9a. Gene Ontology annotation, cellular component: nucleus. Gene Ontology annotation, molecular function: DNA-binding transcription factor activity, RNA polymerase II-specific; RNA polymerase II cis-regulatory region sequence-specific DNA binding. Bases 1 to 612 code for a protein of 203 amino acids. The transcript is spliced from 3 exons. The record is from RefSeq and is a predicted model, not a curated record. Gene Ontology annotation, biological process: positive regulation of transcription by RNA polymerase II. NCBI's taxonomy places the organism in Eukaryota, Metazoa, Arthropoda, Insecta, Diptera, Tephritidae.